Messenger RNA from Sphaeroforma arctica JP610, 1072 nucleotides. RefSeq lists its product as hypothetical. NCBI's taxonomy places the organism in Eukaryota, Ichthyosporea, Ichthyophonida. The coding region runs from base 78 to 683 and encodes 201 amino acids. The record is from RefSeq and is a predicted model, not a curated record. The transcript has a single exon.
GAAGUAUGCCAGACGCCAUACGGUCAAUACGACAUACGGUGCAAAAAAAAUAAGCAACGACAUAACAAAAGGAGGGAAUGGAUGAGUGCGAAGCUUCAGAUCUCUAUACGAGUACAUACACAUACAUACAUAUUAUAAUGGCUGCCAAAGUAGACGCAAAGGUUGUCAAGGCCUGUAUCAAGGAGGGAGGCAAGAAGGGCCAGGAUCUAUGUGGUAUGGCUGAUUUGGGAUCUAUCAACUUCUUCAACGUCGUGAUCGAUGCCGCCGAGGGACGUGAUGACUACCUUGACGAGUGCAUGAAGGGAGCCAACAUGGAGGUAGAUGCCGAGGCCGAAGACCGCAAGGGUGGAGCCCACGGUCUGGGAAAGUUGUUCUAUUCCGCUGGAACCGAUCGUUUGGCGUUCCUAUGCCACGUACCUGCUGCUCUAAGUAAGGAGAAGGAUGUCACCAAGGAAGACUGGUUGAACGCUGUGUUGGCCUCGGUUGACGGAAAGGUUACCGAGACCAUCUCCGACGAGCUUAUCCGUGGAGAGGCACUAAAGGAGGGAGAGAAGUUCCCAUUGAAGAUGCGAGAUACUGCUAUCAAUGCCGGUUUCGCUUUCUUGCGUGAGAAGGGUCUUGUGCUGGAUGACGAGUCUAGUGACGACUGUGACUACGCCGAGGCCGCUGGUAUCGAGUGGUAAACUCGCCAUAAAGUACAUACUUAAUAAGAAGAUUGUAUAUACAAUAGUACUGUAGGAACGGGUUUGCCUGGCUGCCUGAUAAAAUGAUUUAGUAGACUGGUAGUAUGCUCGGAACGCUUCACAUUUCUUUCAGGAACAGAUGUAAAUAUGUUUACUGUGGUUAAAUAGUGCACCCUUCUGCUGGGCAGAAAAGUAAGGAACAGGGUGGAACUUUGUGAUUCUCAACCGUUAUUGUUUCGAUGUAUAGUAUACACGCAGUUUGGUAGUGGUCCAAUCUUGGCUUGGACCCCUUGCGGUUCAAGAGUCGAAUAUUGUAUAUGAGGACGUAAGGUAUCGAUGGACAUCAACUUCUAUUAAAGCUUUUCAUGUGAUAUAUGAAUAGAGAACUA